AUGGGGUUCGUCCAAACGUGGAACGCCAAGAUCGCCGCCGGCCCGGUCGGUCGGUGGUUCCAGCUCGAGGGCUCCGGUCAUCCCCGUGAGCGCAAGGGAUCACUCUUCUUCACCGAGAUGCGUGCCGGCCUCGUCGCCUUCUUCGCCAUGGCCUACAUCAUCGCCGUCAACUCAUCCAUCGUCGCCGAUUCCGGCGGUACCUGCGUCUGCCCACGUACCGAGGCUGAUUUUACUUGCGACAAGGACCAGGACUACAUGCUAUGUGUGGCAGAGGUCAAGCGCGAUAUCGUCACCGCCACAGCUGCCAUCUCGUCCCUGGCCACCUUCUUCAUGGGUCUUCUCGCCAACAUGCCCGUUGGUUGUGCCCCGGGUAUGGGUUUGAACGCCUACUUCGCCUACUCCGUCGUCGGUUACCACGGAACUGGUGCCGUUCCCUACCAGGUCGCCCUUACCGCCAUCUUCAUCGAGGGCUUCAUCUUCUUCGGCCUCGCCCUGCUCGGUUUGCGCCAAUGGCUCGCUCGCGCCAUCCCGCGUUCCAUCAAGCUCGCCACCGGUGUUGGUAUCGGUCUUUUCCUCACCCUCAUCGGUCUCACCUACAGCGAGGGCAUUGGUCUGAUUGUCGGCGCGACCUCCACCCCCCUCGAGUUGGCCGGUUGCAUUCAGAGUGAGCAGCGUGAUGGCCUCUGCCCCUCCUCUACCAAGAUGCGCAACCCUUCCAUGUGGAUCGGCAUCUUCUGUGGUGGUAUCUUCACCGUCAUGCUCAUGAUGUAUCGCUUCAAGGGCGCCAUCCUCGCUGGAAUUAUACUUGUCAGCAUCAUCUCCUGGCCCCGCGGAACCGCUGUCACCUACUUCCCUGACACCGCCGUUGGUGAUUCCAACUUUGACUUCUUCAAAAAGGUUGUCGACUUCCACCCGAUCCAGAGGACCCUCCAUGUCCAAGAGUGGAAUGUCGUAGGAUACAGCGGUGCCUUUGGUCUCGCACUCAUCACCUUCUUGUACGUCGAUAUUCUCGACUGCACCGGUACCCUCUACUCCAUGGCUCGCUUUGCCAACCUCAUUGAUGAGGAGACCCAGGAUUUUGAGGGCUCGUCCGUGGCCUACAUGGUUGAUGCGCUGAGCAUCUCCGUGGGUGCCGUCCUCGGUACUCCUCCUGUAACGGCCUUUGUUGAGUCCGGUGCAGGUAUUUCCGAGGGAGGCAAGACUGGUUUGACUGCCAUUGUCACGGGUCUCUGCUUUUUCAUUUCCAUCUUCUUUGCUCCCAUCUUUGCUUCCAUUCCCUCGUGGGCCACUGGUUGCGUGUUGAUCCUUGUGGGGUCCAUGAUGGUCCGGGCCGUCACUGAGAUCAAUUGGAGAUACAUGGGCGAUGCGGUUCCCGCCUUCAUUACUCUCGCCCUCAUGCCCUUCACAUACUCCAUUGCUGACGGCCUGAUCGGCGGCGUCUGCAGUUACAUCAUCAUCAACUCCCUUGUCUGGGUCAUCGAGAAGGCAUCCGGCGGCCGCAUUGUUCCCCACAACAAGCACGAGAAAGACCCCUGGACCUGGCGCAUUCCUGGCGGCAUCCUGCCCCCUUGGGUCCGCCGCGUCUUCAAGGGAAAGAAGGACUUCUGGCGCUCUGACGAGCACAAGACUGCUGCUGCCGAGCCUCAGGCCUUGGAGAAGACUAUCAGCUCCGAGCAGGGCGGCUCUGUCACCGGCAAAAACAAGGAAAUCGGAGAGACCAUCACCACCCCACGGUGA
Molecule: messenger RNA, 1737 nt
Organism: Colletotrichum orchidophilum
Lineage: Eukaryota; Fungi; Ascomycota; Sordariomycetes; Glomerellales; Glomerellaceae
Product: permease
Exons: 2
Coding region: 1-1737 (578 amino acids)
Biological process (GO): transmembrane transport
Cellular component (GO): plasma membrane
Molecular function (GO): purine nucleobase transmembrane transporter activity
Source: RefSeq, a predicted model, not a curated record